AUGGAUGGACGCCUCUGGAUGCAAAUGAAAGCUGCAUUCAAUGACGACCCAGAAGCACGUCUGCACGCCUGCGUCCGCGACAACGACAUAUCCAAGCUGCGAGAGCUCCUCCCUCUCCGCGGGACCGGCGAGCUUGAUCUCAACUACUGUGACCCAGACUUCGGCUCUGCUCUUCAAGUCGCUGUAUUAUGCGUUAACAUGACGGCGGCAGGCCUCCUCCUUGAUGCCGGCGCCAACCCUUGGGCUUUCAAUGGUUCUACUGAGCCGCAAACUUCGGCGCUUGACAUGGCAAUUCAAACGGGCAACCGUGAUAUGUUCACCCGUAUUUGUGAAAAGAUGGCCUUGGGAAUCGAUAAAAUUUCGCAACAGCGCUAUCGCAUCCUUCUAGACCGAACAGCCCUCAAUGGUCAGGCCGCCAUGGUCGAGGAUGUCUUGGGUUGGGCUGGUGGCUGGUCGGAAGCUGCCUUGGAGCACGCCCUCGAGAACGCGGUGUCGGGAUGGCACGUUGAAGUCGUUCGGCUUCUUUUGGACCGCUUCGAUUACUCGCCGCUAUGCAUCAGCUCAUCUCUCUGCCGGGCGGCCGACUUCAGGUCGGACCUGCUCGGCCAUCCUCGUGCAGAAUGCACUGGUUUGGAUUAUAUGGGCCAGCAACAGCUCAUCAGCUGCCUUGUCGGUGCAGGGGCCGAUCCAAACAGCAACCACGAGGAGGAAAAUAUAGUCAUCAAAGCGGCCACGUGGGUGGACUUGGUAGGAGCUCUCAAGGCACUCCUGGAAAACGGCGCUGACCCUAACCAACGGGGCCAUGAACGCGAAACCGCCCUUCAUUACCUAGGGUCACCGGUGCAUAUUAAGAAAGGCCCCAAGCGCUGCUUACACGAAACUGGGAUUCGAUUGUUAUUAAAACACGGUGCGUCCGUCGUAAUCCAGGAUGACCUUGGCAACACGCCACUGCACUACGCUGCGUUUGGAUCUAAUAUGCGCAUUUUCCGCCUCUAUACCACUGGCCUAGAUGUCGACAAUUCACACAGUGACGCCUUAAAAUCCAUUAAGAACUAUAGCGGGGAGACACUUCUUCAUUGGGCGGCUGCUGGCAAAAAGAUUGACACCUUGCGGUUUCUAUUAUUGUCCGGUGUGGAUGUCAAUGCUGCCAACGACAACGGCUGGACCCCCUUAAUGUGUGCCCUAGCCCCGUCAACCGCAAUAGAGACCUCUAUGCCACGCUAUUACAAAACACUGCAGGCGGCAAGACUUCUCCUGGACCAUGGAGCCGAUCCCCUCGCAUUCACAGCCGAGGGUUGGACGCCGCUGCACUGCUUGUCGCUUUAUCUGGACGACAGCGACGGCAACAACGAGUUGGGAGAACUUGCCAAGGAAUUUAUUAUGAAGGGUAUACCAGUUGAUGCUCGGGCUACCAUGUUGGCUAUUCCCACAACCUCUGGUCGCAAAUCACUUCGUGUGUCUAAUCGGGAGGUUGGCAUCUGGGGCUCCCGCGUCGUUGAACAUCUUCAGCCCAACAGCAACGAGUCGCCUGUGAUUAUAAAAGAUAGAACACCGCUGCACUGGGCCGUGUUCUACGGCGCUGUUGGCCUGGCGAGUGUCCUUCUGGAAAACGGAGCGGACGUGAAUGCUGUUGAUGAGAAGAACAAUCUGCCAGCUGAUCUGGUCAACAGCUCUCCAGUUCUACAGACGCAGGCAGAAUUACGUGCAAAGCUGACGCAGAUUUUAAUUGAUGCUACAAAGUCUAGUGUAGAGCACUCGCAAAAGCAACAGCGGGCCAUACAGGGAACAGAUGAGGCUAGAUUCAAGGGAAAACUUUUCUAUGAUUGA
Messenger RNA from Metarhizium acridum CQMa 102, 1827 nucleotides. RefSeq lists its product as uncharacterized. The record is from RefSeq and is a predicted model, not a curated record. Lineage: Eukaryota; Fungi; Ascomycota; Sordariomycetes; Hypocreales; Clavicipitaceae. Gene Ontology annotation, molecular function: protein binding.